This is a messenger RNA of Rubroshorea leprosula, 1481 nucleotides long. NCBI's taxonomy places the organism in Eukaryota, Viridiplantae, Streptophyta, Magnoliopsida, Malvales, Dipterocarpaceae. The record is from the annotation of a GenBank genome assembly.
GUUCAUUUAAUGAUAAAAAGUCAUAUACAAUUGCUUGCUUGAGAAAAAGUAAUUUGAAUCAUUUUCUUUUUCUUAUUUUCGUUAUUUUCGUUAUUUUCCUUUUCUAUUUUUAUAUAGUUGGUAAUCCACCUCUGGAAAAACAGAAGAUAGUUGCAAUUUUUUGAGACCUAUUCUUGUGGGUAUUUUCUGCAGGCCUCAAUAGUUAAGCAGUUAAAAAAUGCAAAUGUGGUUUGUCCUUUGUCAUUUAUUUGGUGUUCUUUGCUUGCAGAGUUCCAGAACUCUUGUGCUUGAUUAGAUUCUUUGGUGGUUUUGCUAUUGAGUUAAAAUUCCCUAAAGGUUAUUUCUUCAAUAGUGAAGAUAAUAGAAAAGCCACUGGAACAUGUUUGCACUAAUGGCCGACCACAUAUUCAUGGUUAGUCUUCCUAAUUAUGUAGAUGGAGAAUACAGCUUUUGGGAACAAUAUUAAGCUACAUUUAUUCUGGAAAUCUGUCUACUAUAAUAAUUUUUCUUUCUACCCCUUGGAAUGGAAUGAAAUUUGAUACUUCUUCCUUCUAGUUUUGUGUCCAUACCAUUUAUAUUUUGGCAUUUUAAUGGCUUUUCAUGUUAAUAAAUAAAAGGGGAGCUGGUGUUGACUGAACAACUUGAGAAAAAUGUCUCUAUGGACAGUGUUCUGUGGUCCUUUCUCGGGGAUGUGGGGAGGUCUUACUUUGUAUUCUACUUUUAUCUCCUACCAAGAAUGGGAAGAGAAGGAAACAGAACUCUUAGAUGAUGGCAAAUGGAAAUUAAUGCAGAUAAAGAAGACUACAAGCCUAAGAGGCAUGAAGGAAAAUCAAAAUAAUUUAAAGAAACACAAAAGCUGAACUGUUUUAAGCUCAAGCAGGGGUUUUGCAGGAAAGGAGUGAGAAAAUUGAGGAAGAAUGGAAGUUCAGAUAGAGCCACUUAAAUCUUUUUUAAGCUCAAGCAGGGCUUUUUAUAUAUAUAAGAAGGGCUCAGGUUCCAAUCUGAGUUCACGAUGUUCCAACUGCAAAGAAGAGGCCUCCUUAUCAUAGUCAACGAUUGCUCUUUCCACUUCUUGUUUGACAUACUAUAGGUUUUGAGAGUGGAAUGGUGAACAGCUAUGUAUAUGGGUAGAUAAUCUUGGAAUAUGGUAUGUAAAUGCAUACUGGAUUGACGGAAAGGACCCCUCUAACGUGCAUCCAACAAAUGAAAACUUAUAUAUAUUAGGAUAUUAUGAGUAUAUUGGGUAUUGGCAAAGGCUGUGAUUAAUCAAUUUUGUAGCCAUAGCUUUGUCUUCAACAGCCUCACUUGAGCUGUUUGGAUUUCCAUUCCUAUCCCCUUUCUAUUUCCAUGUAUUGAUGUUGUCAGUGUUUUUGUAUCGAAUUUCACAUGUCUAGAUUUAAGGAAAGGGACCAAGAAAAUGUAAUCAGAGGAAAGGUUUUGUUCUGCUAGUACUUGGAGCUUAAUAUAAUGUAUUCUACUAU